Molecule: messenger RNA, 504 nt
Organism: Colletotrichum godetiae
Lineage: Eukaryota; Fungi; Ascomycota; Sordariomycetes; Glomerellales; Glomerellaceae
Exons: 5
Coding region: 1-504 (167 amino acids)
Source: RefSeq, a predicted model, not a curated record
AUGUCCCCCACGCAUCACAGCUGGAGUAGAACCAUCAACAUUCGACAGAUGAGAGGUCGGCCAAUCGGACAAUUGGAUGACGCCAGAUUCCCAAAGCAUUUCUUGUGGCUGGUGCCUGUGCUUGCCUACACUACCGAGGCCUCGCACCGCAACUCUUUCGGUCUGCAGGCUGAAAACGAAGAGGCGACUGGCGAGAAUUCGCGGCCUAACUGUCUUUGGCGUCAGCUGAGUCUGUACCUGACUUCUGAGCAGGCGCACAGUUUGAAAUCAUCAAACUCUUCGAAGUAUCUCAAACGAACAAACAUAGAGCCCGAGUCUGUAUCUCAGAGAAUGGCAGAGAAGCAAGGUCAGCCUUCAGGGUCUGAUGUUUCUAAGGUCGAAAGCGAUAUCUCUCAGACUCUCGGACUCGCCGGGGCUCUUACUACAUUGGUCUCCAAGCCUGCCUCCUUUCUCUACAAUAACUAUACCAGAGAGCAGGCGCAGAAUCGAAGCCUCGGAUUCUGA